AUGUCAAACAGUGAAAAUGGUCCUUAUUAUGUUAUGUCCAAUACUAAAAAUGUUCAUUUAUUACGUGAAAGACAAAAAACAACGUUUGAUAUUGAAAAACUAACACAAUUUAUAUAUUCAGAUUAUUUUGAGGUUGAUGCAAGAAGAAAAUUAUCUCGUCAAGCCUAUGACCAUCCAAUUCAUGAUACCCAUUUACCCCUGGAAUAUUUAGAUUCAAAUGAUUAUUAUGAAACAUUGGUAAGAAAAUCGAUUAUAGCAACGGAUGAAGCAGAAAAAUUAGGUAUUAGCGAUAGCAAACAUUUAAUGUGGUAUCUAGGUGCAUUUACAGAGGAACGUGUUGCAUUUAGUUUACAUUUACGAAUGUUUGUACCCACAAUCGUUAUGAUGGCGACAGAUGAGCAAUAUCAACAAUAUUUAGAACUGGCUAAAAAAUUUAAAAUAAUUGGCACAUAUUGUCAAACAGAAUUAGGACAUGGUUCAGAUUUACGACGUUUGGAAACAAUAGCUGUUUUUGAGCAUUCAUCUGAUAGUUUCAUUAUUGAUACACCUACAAUAACAGCGACAAAAUUUUGGCCUGGAUAUUUGGGUAGAACAGCCAAUUAUGUGAUACUCAUGGCACAACUGUAUACAAAUGGAAAAAAUUGUGGAUUACAACCAUUUUUGGUACAAAUUAGAGAUUUUAAUACACAUGAACCGCUGCCUGGUAUUGAAGUUGGUGAAAUUAGUGGUCGUUUAGCACACGAAGCGGGCGAUAAUGGAUAUCUACGUUUAACCAAUGUUCGAAUACCACGAAAUCAAAUGUUGAUGCGUUUAGCUAAUGUAGAUAGAAAUGGUAAUUUCACUCGGCUAGGUGAUUCUCGUUUAGUUUAUGCGACAAUGUUAACGAUGCGUGUUUCUUUGUGUGCCUAUAAUGCAAUUUUACUGGCAAGAGCAACAACAAUUGCAAUUCGAUAUUCGGCUGUGCGUUAUCAAGGUCAAAAUGAUAAAGGGAAUGAAAUGCAAAUAUUGGAUUAUCCGCUUCAGCAAGAUAAAUUAUUUCCAUGUCUAGCAACAUCUUAUGCUUUUAUUUGUUCAUUUUCUCGAUUAAAUCAGAUUUAUGAAAAUGUGAUGGCUUCAAAACCCGAUGAAAUUUUACAACAAUUGCCAGAUAUUCAUUCGUUAUCAGCUGGUUUAAAAGCGAUGACUUCUUCUAUCAGUGAGCGUAUGUCUCAGAUAUGUCGUCUGAGUUGUGGUGGUCAUGGAUAUUUAAUUUCCAGUGGAUUAGUUGGAAUUCGGCUAAUAUUAGAUGCGGGAUGCACUUAUGAAGGCGAUAAUAGUGUAUUAUUACAACAAACAGCAAAAUAUUUAUUAAAAAUGUAUCAACAGUGUGAAAAUGGAGAAGAAUUAAUAUCACCAACUGUCGCUUAUUUAAAAGAAACAGCAACUAUAUUUUCACCGAUUAGCAAUAUUAGUAAUUUAGAGUAUUAUUGUAAGAUAUUUGAACUAAGAGCGCGGAGACUCAUUAAAGAUAUGUACACAAAACUGUUAGAAAUAGCUGCAUCUACAUCGCAAUCACCAUAUGAAACAUUUCUUGAAAACUCAAUAGAACUUGUUCAUAUAGCUAGGUGUCAUAUGGAAACCUUUAUUAUUCGUUCAUUCUAUGAUAAAAUUAAAGUUACAUCUGACUCAUCAGUUCAAAAUAUUCUUAAUCAAUUAUUCGAAUUAUUUGCAGUGUAUACAUUAUUACAAAAUCAAACAUAUGAUUUUGUUAAAUUCACUAUACUAUCAGCAGAUACAAUUGAACUACUAAAAAAACGUUACCAACAAUUAUGCACUAAGAUUAGACCAAAUGCUGUUGGAUUAGUCGACGCAUUCGAUUUUCACGAUAAGGAAUUGAAUUCAGUACUUGGUCAGUAUGAUGGCGAUGUAUAUGAAGCUCUGCUUGAACGAGCAAGAUUAAAUCCGUCCAAUAAAACAAAGAUUCAUCCAGCAUGGAACAAUAAUUUGCUGUCAUUAAUGAAAGAAAGAUCGAAGUUAUAA
Molecule: messenger RNA, 2019 nt
Organism: Didymodactylos carnosus
Lineage: Eukaryota; Metazoa; Rotifera; Eurotatoria; Philodinida; Philodinidae
Source: the annotation of a GenBank genome assembly